AUGGCUAGGUAUUAUUGUGAAUAUUGUCAUUCGUACUUAACACAUGACACGUUAAGCGUACGUAAGUCACAUUUAGUAGGAAAGAAUCAUUUACGUAUUGCAGCAGACUAUUAUCGUAAUCAGGCUCAUCAAAUUGAAAGACAUAAAGAAUCGAUAACAAAGAGUCAUAAACGUAAGAAACAAGGCAAUCCAAAGGAGAAAGAUGAUAGUAGGACAAAGAUACAUUGUUCAACAACGAAAGAAAAACGCAAUCAAAGGAAAAUACUCGCAGCUCACAUAAAAGAAUUGAAAGAUAGUAAUAAUACAUUUACAAAAUAUUUAAAUACAAUAUAUUAUGGAUCUCCCGGGUAUAGUAAGGUAUGGAUUGAUAGUAAUAGAUUUGAUGUUGGGGAACUUGUUAAGGCUACAGGUUUACCGAGACGUGCAAAUGUAGAACAACAAACUUAUAAGGAUAAUGAACCUACAUUACCAAGAGAUCAUCUUUAUAAUCGUAACGAAACAAGACCUGGGGCAGACCAAACAGCGGCAUCAUCAUCAUCAUCAUCAACAUUCGCACUGGCACCACCAAUGAUAUUAUCUCAAUGGAGUAAUACUUUGCCGAAACAAACUAUAUAUAACGAUGGUGGGAAUAUUAUGCAGACAACAUUGCAAACUGGGAAGAGACGUUUACAAGAACAUUCAAAUUCAGACUUCCAUCGUAAGAGACCUAGAAUCUAG
Maudiozyma saulgeensis is the source of this 717-nucleotide messenger RNA. The record is from the annotation of a GenBank genome assembly. NCBI's taxonomy places the organism in Eukaryota, Fungi, Ascomycota, Saccharomycetes, Saccharomycetales, Saccharomycetaceae.